Molecule: messenger RNA, 384 nt
Organism: Lactuca saligna
Lineage: Eukaryota; Viridiplantae; Streptophyta; Magnoliopsida; Asterales; Asteraceae
Source: the annotation of a GenBank genome assembly
AUGGUGGGGGAAGGAGGAGGGUGGGGGAGAUGUGAUCGAAGACGGUACCACUGCACUAUGGAUGUUAGAUAUUCAAACAUAAGUGAUGAAGAAGGUUGUUCAUGGAUAUAUCGAAAUAGUUAUUUGAAAAAUCGCAAUCAGGAGGGUGACAAUAAUGGGUGGCACAAGGGCGAUACUAGUAAGUCAGCAUCCAAUUCGUAUGGAAAAGAUCUUGAUCGAGUGGCUUCUUCAUUAUAUAUCACCAAUUUUCCUAGUUACUUUGAUGUGAAGUCUUUGUGGAAAUUGUGUGAAGGACAGGUUAAAAUCGUUGAUGCCUAUAUCACUACGAAACAAUCUAAAUUAGGAAAAGAAGUUUGGAUUUGUGCGCUUCUUGGGAAUCGAUAA